Auxenochlorella protothecoides is the source of this 750-nucleotide messenger RNA. RefSeq lists its product as hypothetical. The transcript is spliced from 2 exons. Gene Ontology annotation, biological process: DNA-templated transcription initiation; transcription preinitiation complex assembly; transcription by RNA polymerase III. Bases 1 to 750 code for a protein of 249 amino acids. Gene Ontology annotation, molecular function: RNA polymerase III general transcription initiation factor activity; RNA polymerase III type 3 promoter sequence-specific DNA binding. The record is from RefSeq and is a predicted model, not a curated record. NCBI's taxonomy places the organism in Eukaryota, Viridiplantae, Chlorophyta, Trebouxiophyceae, Chlorellales, Chlorellaceae. Gene Ontology annotation, cellular component: transcription factor TFIIIB complex; transcription preinitiation complex; nucleus.
AUGUGGUGUUGCCCCUCUUCCCCACCUGCAACCCAGGCUAAAGUCAGGAAGCGGCUGGCCCAGCUCGCCCCUCUGCUGAACCUCCCAUCCGCCGUGACCAUCACCGCCGAGGGACUGGCGGCGCGUGCUGCCAAGCUCCACAUCCGCGGUCUGACCUCGGGCGCCGGGCUGGCAGCCCUGGUGUACGCUGCCUGCCGCCUGGAGGCUCAGCCGGUCUCCAUCGCCACCGUCGCCGGCGCAGCCGGCUCCGACUCCACCCGGGUGGGCCACUCGUUCUUGGCGCUCUCCAGGGCCCUGGAGCUGCAGCCCCCGCCCAUCAGCCCCACGAGUCUGACCCUCACAGCUCUGGACCGGCUGGCUGCGGCACGCAGGGGGGACGCUGGGCGCCCGCUGCCCGCCGACACGCUGGGCACGCUGCGCAGGGACGUCACCCGCCUCCUGCCCUGGCUGGACGCGCAGGUGCCGACCGGCUGCCGCCCCGGCCUGGAGGCCGGCGUGGCCCUGUUCCUGGCGGCCUCCAUGGCCCAGCUGGAUGUGCGCGUGGAUGAGGUGGCCAGCGCGGCCGGCGUGGGCGUAGGCCCCCUGCUGAAGCGGCUGGGCGUCGUGCAGGGCCACGUGCACCUGCUGGCGCAGCGCAUGCUGCCCUACGCCUCCAGCGUCGCGCCCGCCAGGGUCGCGUCGCACCUGCGCACCCUCAUGCGCCUCACCACCGCGAUGGAGAGCGCGGGGGGCGAGGGUCAGGCCGCCUGA